GGUGUAGUCAAAUUAUGUUAUGAUCUGAGCGUGUGUGUAUCGUGACUACGACUACGAGCGGUCUGGUAUAUAUAUUUCAUCAGUAGAAAAAUGUAACUGAAUUUCGGACUUACUUUGAAGUAGUGAUUGAGAUACUAUACCGAGGAACAAUAUACUCCGAUACAGGAGAUGUAUAGACUUGAUUUUCGUAUUUCUUAAAGGAAGUUUGUUCCUGUCUGCCUCGUGUGCGGUUGAUUUAUUGUUGUAACCAAACAAACUGAGUGAGUGGACCCAGCCGGCCAUUCAGGCAGGCUUGUAUAGUGGAUUGUGUUUGUAUUUUCAGUAUUCGGAGCCGAGAGAGAAGCCAAGCUUGGGCUCGCUACUCAAGAGAAUUGUUGGUAUACUGUAGUACUGGAGAACUAAGCCUUUUCCAAUAGAAGGGAAAGUCUCUUUGAAUUGGGGAGCUGGUUGCAGGCAUUCCUCCCACAAUGGACCAGCGCUAUUCAUACCUCAUUUUAAUCCUGUGUCUUUUGUCUUGCUUUGUUGCAUUAAUUCAUGCAGAUUUGCCAGUCAUCACACAAGAACUGCGUAACGAAAAAGUAAAAGAAGGGUCAAUGAUCAUCUUCAUCUGCAAAGCAAGUGGCGCCACUUCAUUUGCUUGGUUCAAAAACUCGAAAAAGGCCUCAAGUGACCGCUACGAAGUCACAGACCUUGAUAAUGGUUCACUGUUUAGAAUAUACCGGAUACGCAAGCCUAGAGAUGAGGCGGAGUUCAAAUGCGUUGCUAGUAAUGACGACGGGUCUGUGGAGACGAAGGGCCUGCUAACAAUUUAUGCAGAAAAUUCUCUUCCAUCAGGAUUCCCGAAGAUUACAGUUAGUCCAGAACUUAGAGUGAUCGAGCUUGGCCGUCAAGCUACCAUGGAUUGCUCCGCCAGUGGAAAUCCAAAUCCAACAAUAUAUUGGCUGAAAGAUGACAAACCUUUAGAUCUGUCCGACAGUCGUAUUAGAGUCACAAAUGAAACAGGGUUUACAGCCAGUUUGACUGCAAACGUCAGUAACAACAUAAGCGUCACAAUAGGGCAGAUGCAGAUUGAUCAUUCAACCAAUGAGGAUGAGGGCAAUUAUGAAUGUUAUGCACGUAAUUCAGCAGGAACCUUGUUUUCAGAAGAAGCUACGUUAUUCGUAAGAGAACGCCAGAAUCCGCCUCGAUUCUCCAUUUAUCCCGAGGACCAGGAAAUUGCACCGGGCCAGGAUGUUGAGUUAACAUGCGUCGCUGUGGGCGCACCCAUGCCAAUGGUUCAUUGGAUGAAGGAUAAUGUAGAUAUAAACGACGAAACACAAGGAAGGAAUGUACUGAUGUUAAAGGAUGUCCGUGUGUCUAGCAAUUACACUUGCCGUGCUUCAAGUUCCCUAGGUGUCAUAUAUGCUGUAGCCAGAGUUACUGUCAGAGCACCACCAAAAGCCCCUUCAGCUCCGGUCGCUAACCUUCCAGCACCUGCAGAAUCGGUAACGCUUAACUGGACACCAUCAAGCCAGGAGGCAGUGAGCUCCUACGUCCUUCUAUAUAAAUUAGUUUCCUCUACUGGUCCUUACUCUGAAAUCACAGACAUAACUGGUACUACAACCACAGUGGAGAAUUUACUGCCAUUUACAUCAUAUGAAUUCAUGAUAAAAGGCGUAAAUACGAUUGGCAUUGGUGAAGCAAGUCCACCAGUUACAGUGAAGACUGGAGAGUUAGCUCCAGGAUCACCUCCUAUAAGGGUUAAAGUCAGCCUGAUCAGUUCAAGUUCAAUCCUCGUCCAGUGGGACGCUCCGGAAGUUCCCAAUGGCCGCAUCACUGGCUACAAGAUUUACUACACCGCCAAGCCUUCCAGUGAUUUGUCUGUAUGGGAGACGUCCACUGUUGACGAUAUUCAACUUACAUCCAUUUCGCAGCUCACCCCGCUCAAGCUGUACUCUGUCAAGGUGGCUGCUAGAACUGAAAUUGGUUAUGGCCCUACUUCUCCUGUCAUGAAGAUUAAGGUUCAACAAGGGAUCCCUAGUCAACCUAUGAACUUUGAGGCGACUUCGAUAAGUGAGAGCAAAAUUCAGCUGACGUGGGAAGAACCAACGGACUACACUCAAGGUAGUAGGAUUGUCAUAAACUACGAGAUCUUCUACAACUCGACCAGUAGGGGCGAGGAGCAUACUACCAUCUCUCCUGGGCAGGGACAAUACAUUUUGAGUAAUUUGUCACCCUACACAGUAUACAAUAUCCGUCUGGCUGCACGAAGUGACACAGGAUUGGGGCCUAGCACCAGGGUUGUGUCAGUGAGGACACAGCAGGCCGUCCCCGGCGAACCCCCCAGAGACGUCCAAGCUUUAGCAGUCAGUGCAACUGAGAUCAGAGUCACGUGGAAUCCACCCUCAGCCAGCUUGCAAAACGGCGUGAUCACAGGCUACACGUUGAGUUAUCGCAAGGCAGAGGGUGUCGGCGAAACAAAGAAGUCGGUCCGUUUGAACAACACCUCACGUAGCCAUAACUUGACUGGCCUAGGGAAAUGGACAUCCUACGAAAUUUCUCUUUCGGCCCGUACCAUUAUAGGUAACGGGCCGGAAACAGAUCCGGCGAUUCGCGUUCGCACCAUGGAAGCCGUUCCCGGUGCUCCUCGUAAAGUCACUGUUGAAGCCUUGAACUCGACAGCAAUCCGCGUUUCCUGGGGCCCACCGAGAGAGGAAGAGAUGAACGGUGUAAUUCACGGAUACCAGAUACAUUACUACCAAAUGGACGAGAAUACCAAUGAACGUGUUUAUGAUUACUCUAAAGACUUUAUGUAUCCGGAACGAACAAACAAUACCAAACUUGUUGAAAUCCAAAGUAACAAUCCGAUUUAUCUCAAGAAGGACCAAGAGCAACAGGUUGUUAACAUCACAGAAUUGCAACCGAACACAAUAUAUGAGGUGGAGAUUGCUGCCUACACCUCAAUGGGUGAUGGUGAAAGAACAAAAGCUAAGUCAGUUCGUACAUUAGGUGCAGCUUCCACCACAACAAUGGCCCCUCCAGUUCCAAGCAAACCCCAGAAUUUUGUAAUGGAUGAUUCUGAUGGGCGCUAUCUUGUAACGUGGGAUCCUCCUCUUACGACUUUCGGUCCUAUCGAAGGUUACACACUUGAGUACAAGCCAGAUGGCGGCCGCAUGGUCAAAUUGAACAUUCAAUCCACCCAGAAUAGCCAUGAACUUCAGAAUCUGUACAAUGGAAUAACAUAUGCAAUAUCCAUACAGGCUAACAACGCUGCCGGAGGUGGACAAAAGGCAACGAUUGAAUAUACUUUACCUGAGGCCGCCCCCUAUAGUCCACCAUCCAAUAUCAGUGCAGUAGUUAUCAACAGCACAAGUAUCAAACUAACGUGGGACCAACCAGUCGCAAUGGAUCGUAACGGGAUCAUCACAGGAUACACCGUUCAUAGCAGCCAGGCGGCUUCCUCACGAUGGGGACCCGGCUUGGAGACAACCAACAAGUUCAUUAUCUACACAAAUCUUCAGCCUAAUACCAUGUACGCUUUUGAAGUUCGGGCUCAUACAGCGGUUGGUAGCGGGCCGUAUAGCCAUGAAAUUAGAGAAACAACAGACCCUAAAGGUCUUAUGCAGCCUCCUACAUCUGUAACUGCAACUGUAAUUAACGGCAAUAGCAUACGCGUUGAAUGGGAGCCGCCUGCUUCUCAGUCAACCACCAUCGACGGCUAUCGGGUAUACUAUGCGCGUGGUGCUAAGAUGAAUUUACCUUUGGAAGACUGGAACGUUAAAGCAACUGUUCCACGACCUACGUGGGUGAUGUUACAGGACCUAGAGGAGAGUGAUCUUUACACGAUUGUUGUCCAAGCGCAAAGUCGUUAUGGUGACUCUCCUCCAUCGCAAGAAGUAUCUUUACGAACAACCACUGUCGAUCCUAGAGCACCUCAAAACUUUGUUGUGACACGUACUGGAUCUGACUUCGCUGAGCUUGAAUGGGAGAGGCCGCCACGCGGGAAUCCUAUUGAAUAUAAGUUGGUUUUCUUCAACCCUGACAACGAGGAUGCUGGUAAGAAAAUCAUAGUGGAUGGAACUGAAAAUGUUUUUCUUGUUAGCCUUUUGUUUCCGGAUUUGGACUAUACGUUCACGUUGACACCAUCAUUUGAUGACGGACCAGGAUCUAAGGUCUGGACCUACACAAGAACUGAUGAAGCUGUCAACACCAGCAGGCAAGGUACGACAGCCGCAACGUCUACUCUUGUAAAAACGAUUGAAGCUCCAAAGAGUCCACAGGUUACCUCUUAUAAGGACAAGCCAGUUGUGAGAAUUACCAUCCCAAUACCAAGCGAUACAACAUCUCCUGUUGUGUUUUUCUAUGUUAUUGUUGUUCAAUUGAAAUCGGAUAAUGCACCAACUGGUGAUCCAGACAGCCUGGGAUUCUACAAAGAAUUAACAAUGCAGAGGCGCUCUGUUCACCCCCGUUUGCGCAGGCAAGCUGGCACCGAAGGUCGUUAUAUUGCGGCCAAAUUGAGUUCUGAUGAAAUUAACAAGGAGUUUAUGAUCGGGGAUGGACAAAAAUAUGAUAACUAUGUGAAUAAACCUCUUGUUCUCAAUAAUUACUACACCUUUUUUAUACAAUACGCUACGAAAUCUGAUAAUGGUUAUGGUUGGGUGUUCAGUACAUUCUCUGAUACUUUGCAAGCUGGUGUGCAGCGAACAUCGGAGACUGCACAACCAGCACCUGAUCAACAACCGCCAAUGAUGGUGAUCAUCGCAGGAGCAGCAGGUCUUGUGGUCCUUAUUGUCAUCAUCAUCAUUUUGGUAUUUGUUUGCAGGAAAAGAAGUCCCCCUGAAAUGAAUGACCCCAAACCAUGUAAACGUAAAGAAGAGACUGCCCUCUAUCCCCGUGACCCUGUGGAGAUGCGACGUCUCAACUUCCAAACUCCCGGCAUGAUGUCACAUCCACCAAUUCCCAUCGGAGAUCUAGCGGAGCAUAUUGAGGUACUCAAGCUGAACGAAAACUUGAAGUUCUCCCAGGAAUAUGAGUCAAUUGAGCCUGGCCAGUCUUUUACGUGGGACCACUCCAAUAUGGAGUACAACAAGCAAAAGAACCGCUAUGCAAACGUCAUUGCUUACGAUCACUCUCGAGUCAUUCUCGGCUCCAUUGAAGGAUAUCCCGGAAGCGACUACAUCAACGCGAACUUCUGCGAUGGCUAUUGUAAGACGAAUGCUUACAUGUCUACGCAGGGACCACUACCGGAGACUAUUCCCGACUUCUGGCGUAUGAUCUGGGAACACAGGACGAGCACGAUAGUUAUGAUGACGCGUCUGGAGGAGCGAAGUCGGGUGAAGUGUGACCAGUACUGGCCAAUGAGGGGUUCUGAGACAUACGGGUCUAUUCAGGUUACAUUGUUGGACUCAUCUGAAUUGGCUCAUUAUAUCAUUCGCACUUUCAGUAUCAUUAAUGUAAAGAACCGAACCACAGAGAAACGAGAGGUACGGCAGUUUCAAUUUACUGCAUGGCCGGACCACGGCGUGCCAGAACAUGCAACUGGAGUUCUCCAGUUCGUGAAUCGAGUAAAGAACAGUAAUCCUAAUGAUGCAGGCCCAAUCGCGGUUCAUUGCAGCGCAGGCGUGGGCAGGACCGGCGCCUUCAUCGUCAUCGAUUCCAUGCUAGAACGAAUAAAGCACGAGAAAUCAGUGGAUAUCUAUGGUCAUGUGACAUGCUUACGAGCUCAGCGAAACUACAUGGUCCAGACAGAGGAGCAGUACAUAUUUAUCCACGAUGCACUCCUGGAGGCGGUAACUAGCGGCAACACAGAGAUACCAGCACGGAACCUGUACAUGCACCUGCAGAAGAUGACACAACCCGAUGCUGGUGAAACUGUAACUGGAAUGGAACUAGAAUUCAAGAGAUUAGCAAAUCAGAAAGCCCUACCAUCAAAGUUCAUCAGUGCCAACUUACCAGCCAACAAGUUCAAGAAUCGACUGGUGAACAUACUUCCAUAUGAAAACACCAGAGUUUGCCUUCAGCCAAUCAGAGGUGUCGAGGGAUCUGAUUAUAUCAAUGCUAGCUAUAUUGAUGGUUACCGAGCCAAGAAUGCAUACAUCGCGACUCAAGGCCCAUUAGCGGAGACCACGGAAGACUUCUGGCGGAUGCUUUGGGAGCACAACUCCACCAUUAUUGUCAUGCUUACGAAACUGAAGGAGAUGGGACGUGAAAAGUGCCAUCAGUACUGGCCAGCCGAGAGAUCCGCACGCUACCAAUACUUUGUUGUUGAUCCAAUGUCAGAGUACAAUAUGCCGCAGUACAUCCUGCGAGAAUUCAAAGUUACUGAUGCAAGGGAUGGUCAGUCAAGGACAAUUCGGCAGUUCCAGUUUGUGGACUGGCCAGAGCAAGGUGUGCCAAAGUCCGGCGAAGGAUUCAUUGAUUUUAUCGGUCAAGUUCACAAAACUAAAGAACAGUUCGGUCAAGAUGGCCCUAUCAGUAUUCAUUGCAGUGCUGGUGUUGGAAGGACAGGUGUUUUUGUAACUUUGAGUAUCAUCUUAGAGAGGAUGAGAUAUGAAGGUGUGGUGGACAUGUUCCAAACGGUCAAGAUGCUAAGAACACAAAGACCAGCUAUGGUACAAACAGAGGACCAGUAUCAAUUUUGCUAUAGGGCAGCCUUAGAGUAUUUGGGUUCAUUUGACCAUUAUGCAAAUUAGCUGCAAUUAUUUGCUACUUCCUACAACUCGACCAUGUACCACCCCCAUGCGGGGUUAGCUUUACAUAGACUCUGAAGAAAAAUCGGACUAUUUUUGCAUAAGAAGAUAAACAAAUGUAUAGGACCCAAAAUAUGUUGCAUUGUUGCACAGACAAUAAUAGAGAGUAAAGAUAUAGACGAUAAGAAUCAAGAUGGCGAUCAUUUAACUUAGUAGACUACAGCAGAAGAAUACGACUGAGUGAGCGCUUCAAGGAAUUAGAAGAAAUUUAAGAAUUUGCUGCAUAGAACAGUGCAAAUAUAAGAGAACAGGACAUAAGAUAUUUGAAUAAAAAAUGUACAAAGAGCGAUGUAUCAACCAUUUCGAGAGGAAAUUAAGAUCAGGUGGAAAAGUAAAUCGAAAAAAAACUGGGACUGGGAUUGCAAAAUCGAUUAUAAAUAAUGAAGUUUUGGAAAAGAUGACCUUUGAAGCAGUUUGUAUGGCCUGAACAUUCUCACACUUAAAAAAGCGGUUGCCCCAAAAUGAUGGGUGACUUUUCAUUCUAUAUGCUGAAAUAUGGAUGAGAUUAACUAUGAGAUAUAGUCUGUUUUGCAUAUAAGUUAGUUGUUUAAUCCUGGACAUGGUUUGAAGUAUAAGUAUAUAUAAGAAACGUAUUAUAAUAAUAACUGACCAUUCCUUAAGCUUUAUUCACUCUAUCAAGUUAAGUGUGAAUUGUCCAUAUAUGGUCAUGGUAUUUUCAUAUCACACUCAUAUAUGUGCAAAUCACAGGUAAAAUUUGAUAGUGUAGAGAGAGCUUGAUUCAGCAAAUUCUGUCCAGUGGAGGAUGUAGUCAAACUGUUCUGUGUUCUUUCAUAUAAAGUUAUCCUUUUAAGAAAGUAUCCAAAAAAUAUGUGGCAUCAAGUUAGGCAUAAUGAAGUUCUUUUGGUUUUUUUAAUGAAAAAGUAUUAGAAGUUUGUGGAACCCAGAAAUAUGUACUGUAUGUUUAAGUGUUAAAUCAUGCUUUAAAAAAAAUUAUAAUUUGUAUUUUUUGCUACACAAUUUUCUGUAAAUACAAUUAACAUUUAUUGAAGAUGUAAAGAAUAAUUUCUUUUUUUGCCUUACAAAUAGAUAAGACACCAAUUGUUUCUGGAGUUAAGGAGAUAUAGACAAAAUGUUAUAGUAGUUAUUUUUUUUGACCUUGUGUAUUCAAAAUGUUAGAGUGUAGUUAACAUGAGAAAGAAAUGAAAAACAAGAAAAAAUAAACAUGAAAUAUAUAUAUUUACAAAAAGGGAUAAUUUGGACCAUUCAGAAUACAGUGAGUUCUCAGUGAGGGUAGAGGUGUUUAUUUUUCACUGCUCAACUGCUAUCAAAUAUGGGAAAAAGUACUUAAUUAACUGCACAUAAACUGUAUAGGUUAAUCUAAAAAUUAGAUUACAGAAAAUAAUAGAAAUACAUAAUAACCAAGAUUGAUACAAUACAUAUAAGAUUUUUAAUGCUUUUCCAUACAUGAAUUUUAGCAUUGAAGAUAAUUAUUGGUAUAUACAUAUAUAAAUAUAUAUAAAAAAUAUAUAUAUAUAUGUGUGUGAUGACGACAAGUUGCAGUGUUUUAAGAUACUGAAAAUCAUAAUUUUUUAGACAGGAGAUAAUUUUGUUGAAGAUGGUGCAUGUGAAAUGUAAGAUAGACAGACCAUUAUAGUUAGGCAUUUUAAGUUAAUCCAAGAACAUUUUUUUUGCUUGACUUUAGUGUUAAGAUAUAUAUCAUUGGAGUAUGUUGACUGGAUUUCAUUUUUAUGCCAGAUAUGCAUUUUCCUCUUAUGUAGUCAUGUUUGAAGCUUUUGUGUCAUCUGCAAACUUGAGAAAAAAAAACCUGUAGUGUUGAAAGUGAGGUAUUUUAAAGGUUAAUUGACUUUGAAGUCAGUAGGGGUCAAUGUCAGUAGGGGUCAACCAGCUAGCUACUUUUUUAUGUAUUUUAAGACUUUUUCACCUUGAGAUUGUAAUACAUUGAUUGUUCCAUUUCGUUUGUAUCCUAGCCAAGAAAGGCGUCCUCUCAUUUGUUUAUAUCCUAGCCAAGAAAGGCUUCUUCCCACCUAAACCUAUCCCUUCACAUUGUACUAAGGCUCCUCCCACCUGAAAUUAGGUUUUAUUGAGACUUCUUCGGAAUCCAUUCUCUUAAUUUCGGCUAAGCCACGCUCAUGUUGGAAUAUGUAUAUGUAACUCAUGUGGCCUCUCACAUCACAACCAAUUAAAGAAGUUGAGGUUGGGAAGUUGAUAUUUGUUCAGUACCUUUUUUUUUUAAUCUACUACAGUAUUUUGUUUUGGUAUAUAAUGUUUACAAUCUCCCAUCAUUUAGAGGUGAAAAAUUAUGGGGAUAAACCUAUCAGUAUUUUGUGCAUUUCUGUAGAAAUUCUUUUCACAAGUUUGGGUUUUCCUCUUUCAAUUUUAUUAAAAUGAUGGAAUAUCUCUUUUGCAGUUGCUUAAUAAUUAAGUUAACAAGUAUUUCAACAUUCAGAACUUGUUUAUUCAUUGGGUUUCUUUGGAAACAAGAAGAAAUUCUUUACAAUUUUGGGCGAUUUUGUUUUUCUUGCUUUUAGUACGCAAGCACACAUUUGCUUCACUAUCAUCAAUUUACGGAUUCUCCCUGAACACACAAGAUAAUGCUUUCAUAAAAAUAAUUGUACCGCUUUAUGGAUUAUAAUUUUGUAGAAUAUUCAGAUUAAUAUCGAAAGAAAGUAUGAUAUUAAUUAUUGUGUUUAUUGUUCAGUGUUCAUUGUUAAUAAUUAUAAUGCAAAUGUAUUCAUUAGUUUAAAGUGAAUGAGCUGGUAGAGAAAGGGAUUUUAAUAAAUGUAAUUUUAAUUUUUUUGUGUUAAUUACAAAAUGUUCUGUUGUUGAUACUAACUAAAAUGCAAAUAAACAUUUGACUGGUAAUAUAGCUUAGAACAACUGGGAUAUUGUUAUGUAGAUUUCUACUAGUUUAUAAUGGUUUUAUGUUAAUUGUAAUCAUUUUCAACUGAUUCCCAUUAGUAAUUUUGACAGCUACCAGGCAUUUCAUAAAAUAAAAAAUGUUGCAGCGAAAAAGGAAAAAA
This is a messenger RNA of Anneissia japonica, 9730 nucleotides long. RefSeq names its product receptor-type tyrosine-protein phosphatase delta-like. The record is from RefSeq and is a predicted model, not a curated record. Bases 468 to 6671 code for a protein of 2067 amino acids. The transcript is spliced from 35 exons. NCBI's taxonomy places the organism in Eukaryota, Metazoa, Echinodermata, Crinoidea, Comatulida, Comatulidae. Gene Ontology annotation, biological process: protein dephosphorylation. Gene Ontology annotation, molecular function: protein tyrosine phosphatase activity; protein binding.